ACUGACUCCUCGAAGUGAGGAUGCGUCUAGCGGUCCGGUGACGUCAGUCACGUGAUUUGCAUACCCCCGCUUAUAAAUCCAGUGAUUCUGCGCUUUUCCUCACACUGCUGCAUCCGCUGGAGAAUAAAGCGCUUCGACUACCACGAACUCUGACCCGCUGCAAACAUGUCUGACAAGCCAAAUCUCGAGGAGGUGACCAGCUUCGACAAGAGCAAGCUGAAGAAAACAGAAACUCAGGAGAAAAAUCCCUUGCCGUCGAAAGAAACCAUCGAACAGGAGAAACAGGCGGGUUCGUCAUGAAACCUGCUCGGCGCACUUCUAUGCACUGUACAUUCCACAUUGCCUUCUUUUUCACGUCUUCUCGCUGUUUAACUUUUAACGGAAUAAAAUAUGACCUAAGUCGCAUUGUGAUUGGACAACCAAAAAAAAAAUGCAGACGUCCGUGCAAGCCCUAUGUUUUUGUGCCCACGUACUCCUCUUUUUGUAAACCGCACCACUGAUAUUCUCAUGAAGUUUGUUGAUAUGGAGGAGGAGGAGGAGGAGGAGGCGGAGCCCACUGCUUUGAGAAGCGGCGAGGGGGCGGGGCUAGGAGUUUGAGUGACGCGUAACAGAGACUCGCUCUUGUAACAUCUCUUGUGACCUUGGUUGACUUGCUCAAAUGCUUUAAAGUCAUGCAGUGUUUUUUUUUUGUUUUUUUUGUAUGUUGACGUCUUGGAAUGCACAAUUUUUUGUUUUGUAAUGCAAAUAAAAAUCUGUAAUAUUCAGAUGGA
Messenger RNA from Puntigrus tetrazona (Sumatra barb), 770 nucleotides. RefSeq names its product thymosin beta 4 X-linked (gene tmsb4x). The transcript has 3 exons. Gene Ontology annotation, cellular component: cytoplasm. Lineage: Eukaryota; Metazoa; Chordata; Actinopteri; Cypriniformes; Cyprinidae. Bases 166 to 300 code for a protein of 44 amino acids. Gene Ontology annotation, biological process: regulation of cell migration; actin filament organization. The record is from RefSeq and is a predicted model, not a curated record. Gene Ontology annotation, molecular function: actin monomer binding.